ACAAACCCUACAAAAACCCUGCUAAAACCUUCUAUGCUCUAAAGAAAAGCCUCUAGGGUCUGCACUUUCUCAUUAAUGGAAACUUCCUUGUUCUUCAAGACAUAAAAUUAUCAAUUAAACGAAGCUCUUGUGUUUUCUCUUAACAGAGAAAUUUAGAAAAAAGAAAGAGAAAAAUGGGAAAAACAUAUGCAAUAGGAGUACUCUCAGCUUUAGCAGCAUCUGCUUCUCUUUCACACUCGAACACUAUCGCUUUCGCCGACGGUCCUUUUAACUUCCCUCCGCUAUUUUCUUCUUCGAAUACUCAAAAUGCUCCUCCUGCGCAAUCAUCUGGGCAAUCUCAGCCAUCCAAUUCGCCUCAACCUAAUGCUGCAGAAUCAGCUCCGAAACCUGUUAGAAAUGAUAAUCCAAGAACGACAUCCGCUGGGUUCGAUCCGGAGGCGCUCGAGAGAGGUGCUAAAGCAUUGAGGGAUAUCGCGUCUUCUACUCAUGCUAAAAAGGUGUUUGAAACUAUAAAGACUCAAGAAGCAACAAGGCAGGCAGAAAUGGCAGCAAAGGCUGCAGAAUUUAAGGCAAUGCAAGCGCAAGCUGAAACUGAGAGACAACGGGUAGUAUAUGAUGAACAGAAAAAGUUGGCUCAGCAUCAAGCACAAACUAAAUCCCAGAUGGCUCGUUAUGAGGAUGAACUGGCACGAAAGAGGAUGCAGGCUGAUAAUGAAUACCAAAGAGCGAGGAACCAGGAGCUUGUCAAGCUGCAAGAAGAAUCAUCAAUAAGGCAGGAGCAAGCUCGACGAGCCACGGAAGAACAGAUUCAAGCACAAAGGCGGCAAACAGAGAGAGAAAAGGCUGAAAUAGAACGUGAAACAAUCAGGGUGAGAGCUAUGGCUGAAGCAGAAGGGAGAGCUCAUGAAGCAAAGCUAGCUGAAGAUGUUAACAGGCGAAUGCUGGUUGAUCGUGCAAAUGCUGAAAGAGAGAAAUGGGUUGCUGCUAUAAAUACUGCUUUUGACCAUAUUGGAGGGGGUUUUCGAGCCAUUUUAACCGAUCAAAAUAAGUUGAUAGUUGCUGUGGGGGGAGUGACAGCUCUUGCUGCUGGAAUUUAUACAACAAGAGAAGGCGCAAAGGUGAUUUGGAGCUAUGUGGAUAGAAUAUUGGGGCAACCAUCUCUUAUCAGAGAGUCUUCACGGGGGAAAUACCCUUGGUCAGGUUUUUUUACCCGGGCUAUGAACACUUUAUCACGUAGUGCCAAAAAUGGGUCCUCCGAAAAUGGAAAAGGGUUCGGUGAUGUGAUUUUACAUCCUUCCCUGCAAAAAAGAAUUGAACAACUGUCCAAUGCAACUGCCAAUACAAAAUCCCAUCAGGCACCUUUCCGUAACAUGCUCUUCUAUGGGCCUCCAGGAACGGGGAAAACGAUGGCUGCCAGAGAGCUUGCUCAUAAAUCAGGAUUAGAUUAUGCAUUGAUGACUGGUGGUGAUGUUGCGCCGCUGGGAUCACAAGCAGUUACAAAGAUACACCAAUUAUUUGAUUGGGCUAAGAAGUCCAACAGGGGUUUGUUGUUGUUCAUUGAUGAAGCAGAUGCAUUUCUAUGCGAGCGCAAUAAAACCUACAUGAGCGAAGCUCAACGAAGUGCACUAAAUGCCCUUCUCUUCCGCACUGGUGACCAGUCCAAGGAUAUAGUCCUUGCUCUUGCCACAAACCGUCCAGGUGAUCUUGAUUCAGCUGUGGCAGAUCGUAUUGAUGAAGUUUUGGAAUUUCCCUUACCAGGGGAAGGGGAACGCUUCAAGCUGCUGAAGCUCUAUUUGGACAAGUAUAUAGCUCAGGCUGGAUCAACAAAAUCUGGUGGUUGGUUCAGGAAUUUGUUCAAAAAGCAACCACAGAAGAUAGAGAUCAAGGGACUGACUGAUGACAUCUUAAAGGAGGCAGCAGCUAAAACUGAAGGGUUUUCUGGGAGGGAGAUAGCAAAAUUGAUGGCAAGUGUCCAAGCUGCAGUUUAUGGGAGUCAGAAUUGUGUACUUGAUACAAGCCUGUUUCGUGAAGUAGUAGAUUAUAAAGUUGCAGAACAUCAACAAAGGAGUAAACUGGCAUCAAAAUCAGAGGGAAAAAGUGCGUAGAGUAUCCCUUUAAGUAUUGCUUCUUGUACUGGCUGUUUGUAGGUAGAUGAGUGUCUACUUAGCUAACUAGAAGAGCCCCACAUUAUUUUUUCGUUCCAGGCAUCAUGUUGUUCUCAUUAUUUUCCCCUACACCCAUGGGGGAUUUUGGAUACCAUUAAGAUCUCAUUGCUGAUUAUUCAUAGAUA
Molecule: messenger RNA, 2290 nt
Organism: Ricinus communis (castor bean)
Lineage: Eukaryota; Viridiplantae; Streptophyta; Magnoliopsida; Malpighiales; Euphorbiaceae
Product: ATPase family AAA domain-containing protein 3-like
Exons: 8
Coding region: 174-2105 (643 amino acids)
Biological process (GO): mitochondrion organization
Cellular component (GO): mitochondrion
Molecular function (GO): ATP binding; zinc ion binding; ATP hydrolysis activity
Source: RefSeq, a predicted model, not a curated record